Cajanus cajan (pigeon pea) is the source of this 1694-nucleotide messenger RNA. It is a transcript of the gene AAT, whose product is annotated as aspartate aminotransferase. Gene Ontology annotation, biological process: amino acid metabolic process; biosynthetic process. The record is from RefSeq and is a predicted model, not a curated record. Gene Ontology annotation, molecular function: pyridoxal phosphate binding; transaminase activity. NCBI's taxonomy places the organism in Eukaryota, Viridiplantae, Streptophyta, Magnoliopsida, Fabales, Fabaceae.
AAUUGAAUGUGAAGGUGGAGAGUAGAGUAGAGAGUUUGAGUUCACCAACUCCAUCCCAUCCCACCAAACUUCCAAUAGCUACCUACCUUUUCAUUCUCAAUUCUCAAUUCUCAUAUACACACUAACCCUCUCUCUCUCUCUCUUCACUCUGCAAUUUCCAUAUGGAGGCCAACGGAGCCACAUGUCGAAUCCCUUUGCAGGACCAAUCCCUCGCCUUCUCUCGCCGACCCCUCUCAUUCCUUCUCAAACCACGUGCACCAACCACAAUGACGCUCAAGGCUUCGCACUCUGACUUCCAACUUGACCUCUCCCUCAGUCCACGUGUCAACGCCGUCAAGCCUUCCAAAACCGUCGCCAUCAGCGACCUCGCCACCGCUCUCGUCCAGGCCGGCGUUCCCGUCAUUCGCCUCGCCGCCGGCGAGCCCGAUUUCGACACCCCCGCUCCCAUCGCCGAGGCUGGGAUUAAUGCAAUUCGCGAAGGUUACACCAGGUAUACGCCCAAUGCCGGAACCAUGGAAUUGCGCCAAGCCAUUUGUACGAAGCUCAAAGAGGAGAAUGGAAUUACUUAUACUCCGGACCAGGUUGUGGUUAGUAAUGGAGCUAAACAGAGUCUUGCUCAGGCAGUGCUUGCAGUUUGCUCCCCUGGAGAUGAAGUCAUUAUUCCAGCUCCAUUCUGGGUUAGUUACCCAGAAAUGGCAAGGUUGGCUGAUGCAACACCUGUGAUUCUUCCUACCUCAAUAUCUGAUAAUUUCCUUCUGGAUCCCAAACUCCUUGAAUCCAAAAUUACCGAAAAAUCGAGACUGCUUAUUCUUUGCUCACCGUCUAACCCAACAGGAUCUGUCUACCCUAAAGAAUUACUUGAAGAGAUAGCCCGGAUUGUUGCAAAGAACCCAAGGCUUCUGGUUAUCUCUGAUGAAAUUUAUGAACACAUAAUUUAUGCACCAGCAACUCACACAAGCUUUGCAUCUUUACCGGGAAUGUGGAACAGAACUCUAACUGUGAAUGGAUUUUCUAAGGCCUUUGCAAUGACUGGUUGGAGGCUUGGAUAUAUUGCUGGUCCCAAACAUUUUGUUGCUGCAUGCGGAAAGAUCCAAAGUCAGUUCACUUCAGGGGCAAGUAGUAUAGCUCAGAAAGCUGCCGUUGCUGCAUUAGGACUGGGCUAUGCUGGUGGGGAGCCAGUUUCUACCAUGGUGAAAGCAUUUAGGGAGCGAAGGGAUUUCUUGGUAAAAAGUUUUAGAGAAAUAGAUGGUGUCAAGAUAUCUGAACCCCAGGGAGCAUUUUAUCUAUUCCUUGAUUUUAGCUUCUAUUAUGGAAGAGAAGCUGAAGGAUUCGGUAAAAUUGAGGAUUCUGAGACCCUCUGUCGAUAUCUACUGGAUGUGGGCCAGGUAGCCCUGGUGCCAGGGAGUGCAUUUGGAGAUGACACUUGCGUCCGCAUCUCUUAUGCCGAAUCCCUUACUACCCUACAGGCAGCUGUAGAAAGAAUUAAAAAAGCACUUGCCCCGUUAAGCUCUGCUGCACUUGUUUAAUAUUUUGAUGAUUUUGUGUAUUUUAUUUUAAUUUUAAUGUUGGUAAGUGUGUAUCGUGUUUAUUCUGAAAAUAAUAGGAUGCGAGUACUUUUCCACUAAUGAAUUGAUGCAACCGUCUCAUCAAUGGUUUGAAAUUAUAAUAAAUUGCCCCCUUUUUGUUACGUGAUA